AUGAAGUUCACUAUCGCUACCUUGGUCACCCUCGCCAUGUCGGCUGCCGCCAUGCCUUCCACAAACGGAAAGCCUAAGACUAAGGAGAUCUCCUUCUCCCAGGCCGCCGGACUCUGCACAGUAGGCGAGGUCUCUUGCUGCAACCCUAAGAAGGAAAUCAGCGGCAAUGGCGUCCUCGGUAACCUCCUCGCCGAGGGACUUUUGAACAACUUGAUCGGCACCGGCGACUCCGCCUGUACCUCAGUCAGCCUGAUUAAGAACUUGAACAUUCUCGGUAUCACUAAGGAGGCCCAGGAAGGAACCACUUGCACUAGUGUCAUUGCCUGUUGUCCCGCUGGACAGGACUGCACGGCCAUCAAGGCUUAA
This is a messenger RNA of Penicillium griseofulvum, 366 nucleotides long. RefSeq names its product Hydrophobin. Gene Ontology annotation, molecular function: structural constituent of cell wall. The transcript is spliced from 3 exons. Gene Ontology annotation, cellular component: fungal-type cell wall. The record is from RefSeq and is a predicted model, not a curated record. The coding region runs from base 1 to 366 and encodes 121 amino acids. NCBI's taxonomy places the organism in Eukaryota, Fungi, Ascomycota, Eurotiomycetes, Eurotiales, Aspergillaceae.